CUUGGGUGGCUGUUAUUUUGCAACUUGUUACAGUGGUUGUUCAAAGAGCCUGGAGCUGGAGGAAGCCUGGUGAAUGAGCCUAGUCAGCUGAGGACUCCUCUCCUGCUGCUGAGCCAGCGCUGGUUACAGGGUGCUGUGGCAUCUCAGUUGACUAUGGAGGCACCUAUUUGUCUGGUGCAAAACUGGAAAGAGCAGCUGAUGCUAAAUCCGGAGGCUAUAAGGAUUCUUGAGAAGAUAUCUCAGCCUCUGGUGGUGGUGGCCAUUGUCGGCUUAUGUCGUACAGGGAAAUCCUACCUCAUGAACCGUCUGGCAGGACAGAACCAUGGCUUCUCCUUGGGUUCCACAGUGCAGUCUGAAACCAAGGGCAUCUGGAUGUGGUGUGUGCCCCAUCCCACCAAGCCAACCCAUACCCUGGUCCUUCUGGACACAGAGGGUCUUGGUGAUACAGAAAAGGGUAACUCUAAGAAUGACUGCUGGAUCUUCUCCCUGGCUGUGCUUCUAAGCAGCACCUUUGUCUACAACAGCAUGAGCACCAUCAACCACCAGGCCCUGGAGCAGCUGCACUAUGUGACAGAAUUAACACAACUAAUCCAGGCAAAAUCCAGCCCCAGAGAGGCUGAAUUAGAGGACUCUAGUGAGUUUGUGAGUUUCUUUCCAGACUUUGUCUGGGUUGUUCGGGAUUUCACUCUGGAGCUGAAGUUAGAUGGAUGCAUCAUCACAGCAGACGAGUACCUGGAGAAUGCCCUGAAGCUGACGCCAGGAAUUAGUCCCAACAUCCAAAAAUCCAACAUGACGAGAGAAUGUAUCAGAUAUUUCUUUCCAGUACGGAAGUGUUUUGUCUUUGAUUGGCCUACAAGUGACAAAAGUUUAUUAUUGCAAAUUGAAAAAGUUCCAGAAAGCCAACUGGAAUGGAAUUUUCUGGUUGAAUCAAAAAACUUCUCUUCCUACAUCUUCACCAAUGCAAAGACAAAGACCCUGAGAGGUGGAAUCACUGUCACAGGAAAUCGACUGGGGACUCUGGUGAAGACCUACUUGGAUGCCAUCCAUAGUGGGACUGUGCCUUGUUUGGAGAAUGCAGUGAUGAGCCUGGCCCAGCGUGAGAACUCAGCAGCUGUAGAGAAGGCAGCUGACCACUACAGUCAGCAGAUGACCCUGCAACUGAGGCUCCCAACAGACACACUACACGAGCUGCUGAUUGUACAUGCAGAAUGUGAGAAGGAAGCCGUGGCUGUCUUCAUGGAGCAUUCCUUCAAGGAUGAUGAGCAAGAGUUCCAGAGGAAGCUGGUGGUUGCCAUUGAAGAAAGGAAGCAAGCUUUCAUGCUACAGAACGAAGCAGCAUCUGUCAGUUACUGCCAGGCUGAGCUGGAGAAGCUUACAGAACCCCUGAAGGAGAGUGUCUCAAGUGGAGUUUUCUCUGUUCCUGGUGGGCACAGCCUUUAUUUAGAAGCCAAGAAGAAGGUUGAGCAGGGCUAUGAGCAAGUGCCCAGGAAGGGAGUUAAGGCAAAAGAGAUUCUGAAGAGCUUCUUAAAGUCACAGGCUACUGUAGAGAAGUCCAUCCUGCAGUCAGACAAAGCCCUGACAGAUGGACAGAGGGCCAUAGCAGCUGAGCAGACAAAGAAGGAGGUGGCUGAGAAGGAACGAGAGCUGCUGAGACAGAAACAGAAGGAGCAAGAGCAAGUGAUGGAAGCUCAAGAGAGAAGCUUCCGAGAAAACAUUGCUAAACUUCAGGAGAAGAUGGAGAGGGAAAGGGAGACACUUCUGAGAGAGCAGGAGAAGAUGCUGGAGCACAAGCUGAAGAUUCAAGAAGAACUGCUUGUUGAAGGAUUCAGAAAGAAAUCAGAAAUGUUACAGAAUGAAAUAAGUCAACUGAGAGAAGAGAUGGCGAGAACUAGAGGGAAACCCUCGCUGUUUUCACACAUCCUUGACACAGUUGGCAAUGCGUUCAUUGCGGUUUUGCCAGGAGCUGGUAAAUUAUGUGGUGCAGGGCUGAAAGUUCUCAGCUCACUUAUGAAGUAGUCUGAGAGUUCCUGGGAAGGAAUACAUAAAAAACAGGCUUCUGUUGAGACCAGGCUGGUCUACAAGAGCUAGUUCCAGGAUAGGCUCCAAAGCCACUGACAGACCCUCUCUCGAAAAACCAAAGAAAAGAAAAAAACUAAAAUAAAAAAAACAGGGUUCUGUUAUUUUGAUGCCAUAGCCCUAUGCUUUGUUUUUAAAAUACAUGACCUACUUUAAUAGCCAGUGUUUCCAUUAAUUAUUAAAUUAUCAAAGAGACACCACCUUAUUGGGCUUGAAAGUCAGUGUCCAUACAUUAGCAGUUAAUAUCAAGGUUAAAAAUACAAACCAAUGGCUCAAGAAUAUGAGUGUGGCAUCUAUAAAUUCCAUCAAAUUUCAUUGACAUAAUCUAUGUAGUAAAGUGGGAAACUGAAAAGGAACAGGAUAGAACAUGGGAUAGGUUAUUAGCAUGUAUAUUUAUUAAGAAGGAAUACUCACAUGGGGAGCUGAUAACCAGAUUGGCACUCUGAGAAGCCCAGUCCCAGAUGCCUACGAGACCUGGGAUGAACCCCAAGAAAGAGUGAGGGCCUCUCCUCCUUGCUUUUUAUCCUACCUCUCUAUGUACCUGUGACCACGGCCAAAGGGUGUAGUCAGUGGUAUAGGCAUCCAGGGUCUCUCCCUACAAUUCCCCUUUUAGUCUAAAAGAAGGUUUAAACUUGAAAGAAAACUAAAUUGUGACAAAAUGUCUUAACAUAUGUAAGAGCAUACAUCACCGUAAGUGGAGAGAAGACUUUACACAGUAAGACAACUUGUGAUAUACAAAUUAUACCUAAGUUACAAUAUACAAGGAUCUAUAACAGUGUAAGUUGUCUAUAAUUAAUAAUCACUAAGGUGAAUCACAAGAAGAUAUAAUUUACUUAUAUCUCAUCCUAACCAUAACUUUCCCAUCUAAACUCUAAAGCCAUCUGAAAGAGAUGUCCAAGCCUGAACACCUUCUUCCAAACGCAACCGUAAACAAUAGAAAACUAACUGUAACCAGGCAUACAUUUUUCUUAGUGUCAAUAGUGGGGAAAGGGGACAUAGUAUUCUCAGAGUUACUUCCUACUGAAAUGGAAUGACGAUAACCUCAUGGGGUCCCAUAGGAAGAAAAUGUUAGAGUAGCAAAAGUCUCAAGUGAACUAGCUUCAACACUUGUACCCACUCUCUGUUUGGUGGGAGAUGCUUGAUUGAAGUAAUUGAUAGAAGUUCUUAUCUUGAUUGAAGUCCUUGUUUUGGUUGAAGUUCUUAUCUGAACCUCUGUCCAGAGUGUAAUUAGAACAUGCACUAUCUCAGCUAACUGUUCUGGAGUUGUCUAGAGUGAUGUAGUCCCAAACCAGUUUUAGAGUGGUGAUUGUCAGAACAAAUGCAUCAAGUUGGAUUCAGUGGAAUUGAUGAGGUGGGGCCCCAUUUUCGUUCCAGAGAGUUCAGAGAUUGCUGUUAGGAAAUUCUUUGUUUGCUGUGGGGGAACUUAAACAUUAAUAUCAGCACAAAAAUUUCAACUUUUAUAGGUAUGCAUAUCAGGAAGGCAAUAAUAGGGAAGAUAAUAAUUAUGAGGGAACUUAGACUUUCAGAGAAAGAAUAGACAAAUGGCAGUCCCUUGAUUUUUUCUUUUUCGGUCUUACACCAAUUGGCUUCUUGAUAUAAUACAGAAACUCUGAAUUUUGUUUUAACAACAUGCUUGGAUUUACGGGAGGAGAGUCAAAUCCAACUCUAAAGUCACCCUGAAUUGGGACUAAAGGGUACUAGGAAGCAAAGAGAAAUAGAUUCUUGUAUAGAAAUAGUUCUAAAGUUUACCACAUGAUAGAUUCUCCUUUGUUUGGUGGUUCUCUUUGGGUAGCUAUCCUCUCUUUUUUAGGUAUCUAUGCAUUCAGUGUCUUCUUGUAUCAGGGGUACAGGUAUCCAGGGUCUCUCCCUACAGGAAAACAGUCUGAAUACAGUGAAAUUAUUUCUAGAAAGGAUGUAAGUCAAGAAGAAAAAUGGCCCAAUGGAGAAACAUUGGCGAUUUUAUCCCAGUCACACAGAUAAUUCAUUGUGAAUUGCUCUUAUAAAAAGCAACAAGUAGAUUUUCAUGGGACAAAGUAUGAGAAAAAUGUUAGGCUGAUUGAUAAUAAAAGCUGCACAGAUUAAAAUUGUGAAGCUUUUGUGCCAUCUUUGUGUAACAAUAAGUCUUUCUGCCAACUGCCCGAGCCACACUGCCACGUAGGUACCUAAAAUAACACACAGUCUUAUAUUAGGUACAAUGCUGCUGGCCAAUGACUAGGAUUUCUUAUAUGCUUGCUCUGCCUUAAGUAUCAACCAU
Molecule: messenger RNA, 4330 nt
Organism: Cricetulus griseus (Chinese hamster)
Lineage: Eukaryota; Metazoa; Chordata; Mammalia; Rodentia; Cricetidae
Source: RefSeq, a predicted model, not a curated record